AUAAAAUGGACGAUUCACAGUUAGAUUUGGGAGCUUUAGAAGACAUUGAUCCAAGUUUAGAAGGAGGAUUUAAAAUACAAUUUGAUAGAGAAAUUCACAUAGAAACAAGGUAGAUUUUGAAUGAAUCAUGAUAAACUAGGGUUCAGGAUGCAAAUACAGGUCCGUAAGAGAUUGGAACAUUAGAAUUGGUGAGAGUGAAGAUUUUAGUUUAAGUUUGUUGUGUUAUAAUUAAAUUUAGGGAGAAUAACAAGCAUUCGAGAAUUUGAAAAUUGAGUUAACAAGUGAAACAGAUUUGUUUUUCAAUUACAUUACAAUGUAUAAUAUAAUUUGAACAUAGCAUAAAUAAGGACAAUUAUAAAAGAAUAAGGGAGGAAUAAAAACUAACUAUUGAAUAUCCUCAAUUUUUAUAAAUGUUGAUCAAGUUAUUAAACUCAUGUCACAAAGAGCCUAAUCAGUACAAAUUUAAAUUGAUUCAGUUUCUUCUGCGUGUUCUUUAUGCAAUAGGAUGGAGCAGCAAGACUUGAUUUUAUUGAGAAUCUAGAAUACAAAUUUAUGGAAAUGUUGUCAUUAGAAUUCAGCUCAGCUUCUGAAGAGACAAUUAGAUAAAAUGUUUCAUUUAGAUAUAAUUUAAUGAAGGCUAAGUUGCAAUUUGUUUAGAAUAGGUAUAGGGAAAUGCAAUGCUAUUUAGAUUGAAUGACAUAGCCUCUUUGAUAAAAUUGAAGAAUCCUUCCUUAUUAGUGUAAAUCAAUAAGGCAUCAGCUGGUGUCAGUUAAAAUCAAAGUACUUAAAAUGCUAGCAAAUACUUGGGACAAUCAAAAAAGAACAAUACAUCAAAAUUUGUUUGAUUUAGCUAAU
Paramecium octaurelia is the source of this 855-nucleotide messenger RNA. The record is from the annotation of a GenBank genome assembly. Lineage: Eukaryota; Ciliophora; Oligohymenophorea; Peniculida; Parameciidae.